Indicator indicator is the source of this 1035-nucleotide messenger RNA. RefSeq names its product TNF alpha induced protein 8 like 3 (gene TNFAIP8L3). The transcript has 4 exons. The record is from RefSeq and is a predicted model, not a curated record. The coding region runs from base 1 to 1035 and encodes 344 amino acids. Gene Ontology annotation, cellular component: cytoplasm. Lineage: Eukaryota; Metazoa; Chordata; Aves; Piciformes; Indicatoridae. Gene Ontology annotation, biological process: regulation of apoptotic process.
AUGAGUUCUCUCCUAGGAGCGGCUCCUGCCCUCCGCGGAGCGGGGAGGCCGCAGUUGUCCGGCCUCAAGUCCCAGCUGUCACCCCGGCCACCACAGCGGCAUUCAGCCGGAGGGCGCGGCCGAACCCCGGAGGCUGGAGAGAUUGAGCCGCCUGAGAAACCAACUUGUGUAACAGCCUCGGGUAAGAAGCCGUUUCUCUGCCGCGCCCCCGCUGCCUCCUCCCCUCGCCGGAGCCCGCCCGUCUCCGCUCCUCCUUUGCAGCCAAUGGCACUAAGCGAGGUGGCUGCAUGUGGUGGCGCGGACCAAGUGCUAAGGCAGGGAGCAGAGGAGGAGGCAGCAGGCGCUGCUCGCCGCUCUCUCCCGGCCGCCGCCCUCCCUUGCGCUGCCCCUCGGUCCCUCUCCCCGGCUGGUACCUGUAGCAUGGACUCGGACUCCGGGGAGCUCAGCGAAGGCGAGCUGGUCUCACCCGCAGGUCCUGAUUGUUUCAGUUCCAAGAAUCUCGCGCUGCAAGCCCAGAAAAAGAUCCUGAGUAAAAUGGCAAGCAAAACUAUGGCUAGCAUGCUAAUUGAUGACACAAGCAGUGAAAUCUUUGACGAGCUGUACAAAGUAACAAAAGAACACACAAGAAAUAAAAAGGAAGCCCAUAAAAUUAUGAAAGACCUGAUUAAAGUGGCUAUAAAAAUUGGGAUCCUCUAUCGAAAUAAUCAGUUCAACCAAGAAGAGCUGGAAAUCGUAGACAAGUUCAGGAAGAAGCUGAACCAAACAGCCAUGACAAUUGUCAGUUUCUAUGAGGUAGAAUACACUUUUGACAGAAAUGUUCUUGCAGAACUUCUGAAUGAAUGUAAGGACCUUGUGCAUGAACUAGUAGAUCGACAUCUGACACCGAGAUCCCACGGGCGCAUCAACCACGUCUUCAAUCACUUUGCAGAUGUGGAAUUUCUAACUGCCCUGUACAGUCUCGAUGGGGAUUGUCGGCCGUACCUUAAAAAGAUCUGUGAUGGGAUCAACAAGCUACUUGAUGAGAAGAUCCUUUGA